Pelobates cultripes (western spadefoot toad) is the source of this 34811-nucleotide messenger RNA. Lineage: Eukaryota; Metazoa; Chordata; Amphibia; Anura; Pelobatidae. The record is from the annotation of a GenBank genome assembly.
CACUGUCAGUGGGGAGAGAGAGUUAGUCUGUAACAUAGCUGAGCAGAUUGAAUAUCCUGCUGUGUAUCGGUGCUCAGCAGUACCGCUCUCCCAGGUAUAAUUCCAUGGUAACACCUUUGGGAUGAGACAUCACUGAAAGUCUGGCUUCUGCUUUAUUCACCUGCAAGCCUUCUGCACAAGUAUUUUGAGUUGAUGAGACAGCGCCACAAUAAGUAAGUGUUAUAGAUUUGAAUUUAUCAAAUAUAGUUUGCUUUUAAUGUAAAGUUGCUCACACUGUAGGCAUUCCUUUAUUUAAAAACGUAAAAUGGGAAAUUACAGAAUAAGAGAAUACCAAGAUCAGAGUUCUAAAAGUGGACCACUCAGCAAGAUGAAUUUAUUGGUUCCUAUGGCCAAUGCCCCACUUUAAGAAACUUUGUCGAAUUUUUUCUUUAUGAUAUUAUUAUAUAUAACCACCAUGUAAAAGGCGCUGAAAGGUAAUCUAGGCUAGUGGGUGUACAUAUGGAUAUGAGCACUAUAAUUCUAAUUAUCACUGUUAAUUGAAUUGAGACCUGCUAGGGAACAUAUUCACAGUCACGUAUUUAUAUAUAGAAUUUGUAUUGAAAUUAAUUUUGCCCCUACAGCCAUUUGCUUCCUUGUUUAUUGAGAAGCGAUAUAACUCCUCUUUCAAGACUUUCAGGGUUUUUAACUAAAGAGAGAAUUGUUGGCAAUUCAAAGUGAAUUUAAAAUCUAAAACUAAAGUAGCCUGAAGCAAAGAUGAGUUAGAUAAUGUUUUCACAAUUUUCACUUAAAGGACCACUCUAGGCACCCAGAAUACUUCAGCUUAAUGAAGUGGUCUGGGUGCCAGGUCCUUCUAGGGUUAACCCAUUUUUUUAUAAACAUAGCAGUUUCAGAGAAACUGCUAUGUUUGUGAAUGGGUUAAGCCUUCCCCCUAAUCCUCUAGUGGCUGUCUCAUUGACAGCCACUAGAGGCGCUUGCGUGCUUCUCACUGUGAUUUUCACAGUGAGAGCACGCAAGCGUCCAUAGGAAAGCAUUGUAAAUGCUUUCCUAUGCGACGGGCUGAAUGCGCGCAGCUCUUGCCGCGCGUGCGCAUUCAGCCCAGGAGGAGGAGAGGAGGCAGAGAGCUCCCGCCCAGCGCUGGAAAAAGGUAAGUUUUUAACCCUUUCCCCUUUCCAGAGCCGGGCGGGAGGGGGACCCUGAGGGUGGGGGCAUCCUCAGGGCACUAUAGUGCCAGGAAAAUGAGUAUGUUUUCCUGGCACUAUAGUGGUCCUUUAAGUGAUUAACAUGCAACACUGUUAUGCAUUAAACAUUAAUGACAUUAGUCAUUUAAGCAAACAGUUUUUACUUGAAACUAUGGAUGAAAGUUAAAGUCAUGAAAGUAUAGUUCUCUCCCCCCCCCCCUUACCAAAUUUAUACUGAAAUCUGAUGAAUUUAAAUGGACACUAUAGUCACCAGAACAACUACAGCUUAAUGUAGUUGUUCUGGUGUCUUCAACCUGUCCCUGCAGGCCUUUUAAUGUAAACACUUUUUUUUUCAGAGAAAAGGCACUGUUUACAUUACUGCCUAGGGACACCUCCAGUAGCAGUCACUCAUACAGCCAUUAGGGAUGCAUCCUUGGUUAGUGCUGCACAAUGUGCAACACUGAUGUUCAGCGUCUCCACAAUGCCUUCACUCAAUGCAUCGCAAUGAGGAGAGGUUGAUCGGAGCAGUGCUGCAUUUUGCUGCACAUGCACAAUAGCCUCCUAAUGCUUUCUGUUGAGAAAGCAUUUGCUUGGCUGAGAUCAUCAAGUUUGAUUAUCUCAGCCAGGGGGGCGGAGCCAGCCGCAAGGAGCCCCAUGCGGUGCUGAAAAAAGGUGAGUGAAUCACAUUAAUACUGCAGGGAGAGUAGGGCCAGCCACCUAAAUGGUAAUUUUAGAGCUGCAGUGUCAGUAGUAGGUUUGUAUUCCUGAUACUAUAGUGUUCCUUUAAAUGUAGAUAAUUACAUAGAAAAAUAUAAUUGUAAAUUGAAAAAAAUAAUUAAUUCUUUAGUGCAGGAAUAGCAGCUAAAUGGGGGAUGAAAACGAUCAGAAAAUGUUCAGGAAAUAAAUCCUGAAUUAUUUCCCAAUAUAAUUUAAAAAAUCCUGCUUCUUUUCCCCCAUGUGUUUCCCCCCAUAUGUGGAUGUUAAAGAAUAAAUAAGCAAGUAAUACACUAGAAGGCCAUCUUGACAAAGACCCUGCUGUGUUGAAACAUUCCUGUUGUUUUGCUCUAAAAAAGCUGCUAUUUGGGCUUUAAUCCUUGAGUGCCUGGAUCAAUAUUUAUUUUCUAUAGUCGUACUAACCCUCGCUCUUACUCCCUGCUGUAGGAAGAUGAUAAAAAUUGUAAUAGAUAUACCAGUUUGGAGAAUAUUAUAGAAUUUACACUGCUCCGCCACAGCCUUAAAUCCACUCACUGUUGAAGGGAAUAACUUUGAUUAUAUCGUUACAAUGGCACCUGUCAAGGGUUGGGAUGUAUUAGGCAGCAAGUGAACAGUCAGUUCUUUUUCAGGUGUUGGAAGCAGGAAAAAUAGGCAUGCAAAAUGAUCUGAGAGCCUUUGACAAGGGCCAAAUUCUGGGUGAGAGCAUGUGCAAAACGUAUCAUCUUGUGAGGCGUUCCCAAUAUGCAGUUGUUAACAUCUAUCAAAGGUGAUGAAAGGAAGGACAACCGGUGAACUGGUAUCAGGGUGAUGUGUGCCCAAGGCUCAUUGAUGCCCAUGGGGAGCGAAGGCAAGCCUGUCACGAUUCGGGGAACCCAACACGCUGGCACACACACACACAGAAAAGGUGCCGUACCGGACCUUAGAGUGGCCGGGCUAAGCAUACACAGAAUAGUCAGGAGACAAGCCGAGUAAGGGGAACCAGAAGACAGAAUAACGUGAAACGAGCCGAGGUCAAAGGGUAGGAGAAAGUCACAGAGUCAGAUAAACAAGCCAGAGAGUACGUAACCAGAAACACAAGGUAAGUAGCAAUACUAGUAAGCAAAGACCACAACAGGGCAGGGAGGAACAGGAAAGGUAAGUAUUUAAACCAUAAGGUUAAUUCUGAUUGGAUAAUUUCCAAUCAGAAUUAACAAUCACAUGUGGGAGAUAUCUAAACCUCCCACUGUGAUUGAGGCACUGUGCCUUUAACGCCGGGUCAGGUGACUGACCCCGGCGUGUAAUAAUUUGGGCGGUCUCCCAGCGUGCAGCGUCAUGUAUGCUGCCGCUGGGGGACGUGGAGGAAACGGCGGGCUGCAUCCGAGGCUGGAAGGAUGCCGCUCGCCGAGCCCACGAGGAGGAGGGGACCGCGGACGGCUGGAGGGUGAGUACCGAGAGCGGAGUGCAGCCUCCCCUCGCAGCCGCCCGCGGGAUCCCGACAUUGCCAGUCUGGUCUGAUAUUACAAAAGAGCUACUGUAGCGCAAAUUGCUGAAAAACGUAUGAUAGAGACUUUUCAGAAUACAUAGUGUUUGCUGUUUAGCCACAGACUGACCAGUGUGCCCAUGAGGACCCCUGUCCACCAUCCAAAGCAUCUUCAAUGGGGAAAUGAGCAACAGGACUGGACCAUGGAGCAAUGGAAGAUUGAUAUGUUUAUCAACCAAAAUUUUGCAUAUGGGAAAACUCCCAUCUCCUAGCUGUGACUGCAGUGUAGUCCUAAAAGAGGAGAAUAGGAUGGUUUUGAUAUUUGAGGUCACAGUUCUGUCUGUAGGUUUGUAAGAUGGUUACUUUGUCGGAAAAGUUCAGGGGUUGUUGAUGUCCAGUGUUAAAGGGCAUAUGUAAGGCUGUAACCAAUAUAUAGUGAGUGACAAGGUGAUACAGUUAAACAUCAUCAUGAAAGUGGAGCACUAAACAAUGUGUGUAUGUGUAAAAUACAAUAAACACAAUCAUCUUAUGUGUGGAAAGGGAGCACUUUAACUCAAUAUUCUCAGAAUAUGUUGGGAAAUAAAAAAGAGCAAAGUGCAACACUGUGUGAUCAAUAUUUCAGUUGCAUGUGAAUUUUAAAAACAGUAUACUCACAUGAUAUAGAGCCUAGAGAUGAUUAGCCAAAAUCUUUAGCACUUAUGUAUCUUAGAGGUGGUACACUCCCUUCUCUGGAUACUUGGAUGGAUAUGCUUGUGGGAGUGGGGAGAAUAUACCAAUGUUGCCCCUUGCUUAGUGUCUAGGGGGAACCCUUUCUUUAAAACUGUAAGGGUAUGCAGCUAGCUGUAAGUAAAUGGUGGGAGCCAUCAAGUGCUCCCUGAAUGUACCAGUGCUACAUCAUUUAUAUACUCAAUAAUCAUUAAAGGUUACUCCAGUCCCCUUGAUUACUUUAGAGAUUUCAUAUGGAUAUGGUGUCUGGAGUCUAUCUGUGCAGUGUUUUGCUUUGAUACUCUACACAUACCGAGUUUAACCACUAUGCUGCCAGAGAUGUAUCUCUACUUCUGGCAGCGUCAUUGGGGUUCAACAGCUAUUCCAGAACUAGAGUUGGCUAUUGUUAAUUCUGUAAAAAAAAUGUGAUGCACAGAACCUCAUUCAUUGGCUGGGAGCAGCCAAUGGAUAAGUGUCAGAAUUGGCAUUCAGCAAUUUCACCUCUGUAGAGGCUGGAUGUCAUGAACCCUGUAUCAGAGGUGACCCAAACCCGGCAGAACCAGAUACGAGAACAAACCAUUGUAAAAUGGUUUGCCCCAUUACUGGGGAACAGUGCCGGGGUAAUCUAAACAUUGUCUCUUUAAAAGGCAAACACGCUAGCAGUUAUAUAUUAAUCAAUGCAGGUACGUUGAUUUUUGAUCACAAUGGUUACAUUUUGUCAGACCUUUCCCUAAUACAUAUCUCAAGCUCUUUGUUUGUUUGUGCUGUUUACUGUUCUCUGUCCUAUGAUUACAAUCACAUACGCCAUGUAAGUAUUUUAAAAAUAAACCGUUAACCUACAUGUUUUUGUUUCUCAUUACUGCUUGGCCCAAGGAAGCUCCCCUAUUUAAAUCAUGCUAGAUUCUUACUAUUUACAGGAGCUGGAUGACAAAGAGGUACUAAUCUAUCUAUGUGUGUUUUUACUUUUAAUGUGUUGGUAGAUGUUGCAUGUUCAUUUUAUAAAUGUUGCAUGUGUAAUUUUCCUUUGGUAGUAUUUCAUGUUUUUUUUCAUAUUGCAUGCAUAAUAACCUAUUAACCUGGUUGUUCUUUCUUUGCUGCUUCAAAAAAUAUAUUCUAAUAUUAGUAAUCAGUAGGUUAGAAUGACCUUCCAUAUUUGCUCCACAAAUGUAUCUUCUCUCUGCUAUAAUAAGUGGCAUAGUCUUAAAAGAACACUAUAGCAUUAGAAAUACAAACCUUUACUCUAACACCCAUACUCACUUGGCUGUGCUAGCCACUCUGCCACAAUCCAAUGUUCCUCAUAGAAAAGCAUUGAAAGCAAAUGUACUGCGUGGCGAGUGUUGUGCCUGCAUUCAAUGCUUCUCCUAAGAAAACACUGACUGAAUUCAAUGCUUUCCUAUACAGUGCAACCUCAUGUGACCGAGUUUUACUGGUUCGUUGUAGAGGAAGUGCAUCUUGUGGCUGUUUGUACAAAAAUAACAUAACCACUGUAUAUCCAGACUACAUCAUUGAGAUGAACUGGUCUGGGUGACAUUAAUGGUCCUAUAAACACCUGGGUAGAUACUAGAUAACUGGUAAUUUUAUCACUGGACAUAGAGUGGGAGAGUAAAAUCCCCUCGCUUUGAUGGUAUUAAGAGUUUGACAUGGACACUAGGAGAAAGUAAGACUUUUUCAAUAAACCAGUAUGCUGUAGUGGCCCAAAAAUAUAUCCAAUGUGCACAUUAAUCUGAUCAAAAGGAGAGCUCAGCUUUAGCCAUUGUACAUUUUAAUUCAUGUAUAAAAGUUAAAUGGUUAUUGUUUAGCACAAGACAAGUCUCGACACGCCAGAUAAUGAUGGUCUGUCAAACAUAGAUUAUCAGUGAGCUUGACCUGUUAGCUGAAUUGAAUGAAUGGAAUGUCCGACCCUUGUUCUAGUUCCCAAUUAAUUAAUUUGUUCUGAAAAUGUGAGAUCAUUUACAAGUUGAAGGGACUCUCCAGUGCCAGGAAAACAAACCUAUUUCCUGGCACUGCAGGAACCUGCAGUGCCCCCCACCCCCUGUCGCUGAAGGGGUUAAAACCCUUCAGCUACUUACCUGAAUCCAGUCUCUCGGUGCUUUGUCAGGCUCAGCCCACGCUGACAUUGGCGGGGUAGACCUAAUGCGCAUGCGUCGCAAUGGCCAUGAGGACGUCCAGCGUCAGAUAACCGACCAAAGGGCAGACUUCUCUGGAACUGCAAUGUUUUACAUUGUAGCACUAAGUGCAAUAGGGGCACAGCACCCAGACCACUUGAAUUAGCUGAAGUGGUCUGGAUGGCAGGAGUGUCCCUUUAAGACACAACAUUUUUUUCUCUAAUUUGCCAAUUUAGGUGUAAAUUUUAGAAUAAACAACAGUGAUGUACCAGUGAUGUUGUUGAUUCUAAAAUCUACACCAUAAUUGGCAAAUUAGAGAAAAAAAAAUUCUCCAGCUCUUCUCUUUUUCCAUAUUUCCUAAUUCAGACAAAGUUUUGCAGCUGUUGAAUACAUUUUUCCAUUUUUUUUGUCUUCCUCUCCAAUGCAGUUGGAAUUAGACUUGUUCAUUUAGCUUUGCGCAAUCUGGGAUUCAUACAAAUUUUGGGUGAUUGUAGAAAAAAUCCUUCUUAUAAUAUAUAUUUCUCUUCUUUCUUCUUGUCGUGAUGUUAAUAUACAUAUGUGUGUCAGACAAAAACAUAAAUACGCAUCAAACAAGCUUACAGUCAUAUGAUUCCUAUUGGUUCAGAGCUACAUUCCAGAAUUCUCAGAUAAAGAAAGCUUGUGACUUAUUGAUACCAUCUUUUACUUGUGCUCAAUACAGACACCCAUAUCUAAUAUGAAUAGAAUAUGCAAUAUUCUACAGUGAUUGGCAGGUACCAUGCCCACAUGUGCCCACUCAUUGCCUGCUUAUUGUUAAAGAGGUUUCCUCACGCAAUUAUCUCUCAUGCACAGAGGAUCUUGGGAGAAAUGACCCUGUAUGUAUGUGAUGGAAACCCCUUGCAGGAAACUUUGCAUAACGAGGCUGUGUGUGGCCCUAAAUCAAGACAGUCUAUUCCCAGCAUUAAUUAUCUGCUAAUGUGUGGGGGGGAAAGCUAUACUUGCUCUUUUACUUGCUCCUCUGUGGAGGAGAGCUCUAACCACUGGGAGCUGGAUCCAUGGCUUGGGCCCGGAGUGGGAAGAGGCGGGGAGAGAUCAGCCAAGCUGUGGCUGCUGGGGGUUGGAAGUGCUUAUGGUGUCCCGGCAAAGUGCUUAUGGUACUCGGUGAUAACUAGGAAGCAUGUUUGGCGGAGGUACCCAGACGAGGUACCAGGCGGUCUGCCACAGUCUGAAUUUAGUAACUAUGAAGAGUCAUAUGAACAUAUUACGAACAGACAAAGCAUGAGCACGUUUGUUUCUUUUGUGAUUCGGAGUUCUUCCGUGCUGCCAAAAUUAACAGGUAAUUGAAGGGGAAAAAGAAGAUUGGUAGUUAGUGUAUAGCCACUAAAUGUUGAUUGUAUUCACAGAUCAAGUGUGACGUAACCAAUAGAGGGAAAACAAAGAGGAGCAGAAAAAAAAAAAAUCUAUAUUUCAGUAUUCUAUAUUUUAUAAAUGCAUAAUAUACGAAUAUAACACAAGAGGUGGGGCAGCGACUAGAAUGUCCUUAGGGCACAGAAUUAAAAAAGAAAGCUAAUAGUGAAGUAUUUUACAGUUCCAAACUGUGGAACUAUGACAUACUUCACUAUUAGCUUUCUUUUUUUAUUUUAUGCUCUAUUGACAUCUGCGGUGCUGCCCCCCCUCUUGUGUUAUAUUUUCUUCUUUACGGGACGAGAGACCCCAGUUCUGGUGAUCAACAUGUCUAUUGGACUAUAUCAGUAGUUUUAAAGUACUGAAUAUCUCCUUGCUUUCUAAUAUAUAAAUGUCUGUUGGAACAUCUGUCCUUGGUGAUUACCAGAAUUCUCCUGUCAUGGCCUUAGAGUUCUAUCCAGAUGGUUCCACGCCCCAAGUACUUGGGGACACUCAGUGACAUAGACCAUACAAAUAAGUCAAUUCAGAGAAUGUCAAAUGUCUAUUAAACAGAACAUAGUUUAUAAUGCAACACGCAAUAAGGUGCAGUCUACAGGGAGUUUCAUUAAUUACCAAUAAAAUAUGGACAGCUACUAAAUGACAACAUGCAAACUGCAAUGUAAAGGCAUGCAGCCAUUCGUAGGUAUCAAACUUCUCUAGGGGGCAUUAAUAGGUGAGGUCUUCCUAAAAGCGGGUUGCAAACCAAGCACGUGACAUUCUCGCAAUGUAAAAGUUUGUUAGCUUAUCAUUCAUCUUAACAGAAUUUAACCCUUUCAGUAUAAAUAUACAUUUAUUUAUUGUUCCUCCUCCUUUUCCCUCUGUUGGUUACUUUUUCUAUUUUGGGAGCCAAAAGGCACAAAAAUGUGUUUAGCAGUGUACUGGAAAAUAUAUACAUAAUAUCUAAAUUCUGCAUUACACUCAUUUACCCAUUUUCAUGUCCGUUCUGGUUUGUCUGAAUUGUUUUAAUGAAUAUUUUGCAUGGACAAUAUUCUGACAAGUUGAACCACCACAUGGACAAAUAUCGUACCACCUAUACAAAGUAUUUCUUCCCCACAAAUUUAUUUGGUUGAACCAAAUUUUUCUGCUGUACAAGUCUAGUUGGCAUAGAGAUGUAUACUAUUCAUGUCUUGGAAAAAUGUGUACACUUCUGCACAUUUAUAGUACCUUGCUCAGAAUCCCACAAUGCAUUACACGUUUACCGUAUUUUAUUUAUGCCGUGAUGCUCACAUUUGGAAAUAAUGUACCUAGCACAAUAAAGCAAGGAAAUGAUGUAAGGUAUGAUGGUGAGGAGGGGUCAAAAAUAUGGGAGAAAUAUGGGAGAAAGAGGAUGAUAUAUAUAGUGUAGUUUACACAUGCUCACCAGUAUUUUCCUUUUUUCUUCUGAGUGUGAUUUAAUGGCUUUACUUAGAGGUGUUAAAUGAUGUGCUGUCAAAUGGACCCACAAAUACUCUUCACUUAAAUGACAAGUUCAGUGUGAUCUCUAAGACCCAACUCUAAAUCAGAAGAGCAUGACACAGUGAAAUCAUAAUUUGGAAAAGUUUGAAGGAUAUUAAUAAGAAGAAGAUCCAGGACAGGCAAAGGAGUUAACCCUUGUAGUAAAUGAAAUAGAAAAAAAGGAGAGCGAAAACUGUCCUUGCUGGAGGGUUAAGGUACUAUAAAACAUAACUUUUAUUCAAUACAAAAACUAAAAUAAGACAAAACCUAAUAAACCAAAAUACAAAAUAAAAUUGAUAAAGGAGUAGUGAUGAUAAGUCACCCAGUAAAUACUAUUGAGAUGUAAAGGUGUUAGAUAUACAAACAGAGGUAAAUGAUGUGAUAAUAUAUAGAGUAUAAAAUAACAGCUAAAUACAGUGGUCAAUUGAUGCUAUUUGUGAGAGUUGUGUGAGGUUGCAACAAUAUAACUAAAUCACCUCUAAACUAGCUGCCUAUCUAAUCUGAAUACUGUCCAGGCUGCAAAUUUGGCAAUAGGAAUAUAGAAUACAUCUAUGUCUGACCAGGCACCAACGCACCCACUCAUUGUAGAAAGCCAGCAACCAGAACGAAUAUUAAGACACGAUACCCAGACCUUCUGGACGCAAAAAUACUAUGCGGAUCAUUAAGUCAAUGUACAUAAAUCUAGAAAGGUAUAUUUGGAAAGGUGGUCCAAAUAAGAGAGUAGGUUUGAGCAGAGCAAGGUAUCAAUGUGAGCCCAGACACGCUUUUCGUCGGUAAGCAGCUCUUCAAAGGGGAACUGAAUCCCUGUGGGCAAGGAUUUAAAUAGCUCGCUCAAUGUUAUCAUUGAUGUGUGUGUUGGCUAAUGGUAAAGGCAUGAGAUGAAUAAAUGAAUUAACACGGCAGGCUGAGUAAAUAGGAUUUUCUAAGGGAGGGGAGGGUUCCCAGAAAAAAGGGGAAAAAAGAAAUGGGAGUAGAAGGGGGUCAAUAACAGCCCAAACUAUAAAUAUGUGCUUAAUGAAAUAAGGUAAUUAUAUUUGAAAAAAAUCUAAAAAAAAAAUAUAUGAUAUAUAAACCUGUAAAGAUAAUACAAUUGCCGGAUGUAAGUAAAAGUGUUGAUACACAGCUAAAGAAAGUGCAUUAUGAAGGUGUAUACUCCUGAGACUGGGCCAAAUGUAGAGAGUAUAAAAAUAUAAAGAACACUAAUUAAAGGGGAUAAUGAGAUGAUCAGAUCAGCCAGAAGAACAGACAAUAAUUAUUAUUAAAGAGAUAUGUAUGGGAAUGUCAUAUUAUUUCAUAAGACCACUGAAGAUGAGCAAUUACCUUAAUAAUUCUAAUCUAGUUAACUAAUCAUGUGGAUGAUACACGGCCAUAAAAUAAAAGUAAUUAAAGGGUAAUGAUAAGUACAGACAUGAUCAAUACUAAUCAAAGAAACAUGCCCAAAUUAGUAUUACAGUACUAUAAUAUGAACGAAAAAUGUAUACACAAAAAAUCAUUACCAGUAUUAAUCUGGUAUGUACAUUGAUCAUCUGUAACGUCUUUCCAAUAUAUUGUACACCACAGCUGCAUGUAAUGAUGCAAGUACUACUGCAAUUUAUUAGUACGUUGGUGUCUACAAUGAUAUUGGACUGGGUUGAUUUUGCAAAUUUUGAUGGUGUAAUAUAUUGACAGGCUUUGCAGUGACCACAUCUGUAGGUACCUUUAGUUUGUAAGCCAGUUUGAUUUAGAUGGAAUCGAUUCCAAGUGACGGGGCAUGAGUAAAUCAUAUACGUUUUGAGAGCUAAGAUCUGUAAGAGCUGGACGAGCCGGCAACGUUUGUUGAAGUAUCGGAUUAUGUAAGAGUAUGGGCCAAUUUACUUGACAGAAUAUUACACAUAGUGGUCCAAUCCUUAUCAUAAGUGCCCAUAUAUCUUGGUUUAGAGGGAUUAUUUUUGUCCUGGUAGAUCUAAGAUUCGCUAUUCUGUCAGUCUGACUGGCUUGCUGAAAGGCUUUUUUGAGGACUUUAUUGGGAUAACCCAAUGUCUUUAAACAUAAUUUGAUAAAUGAUAACGUUUGAGACAUUUGACUGUAUUUCAGUAUAGCCUAUUGGGGAUUGCUGUUAGCGUACUAUUCCCAUUAUAUUUCCAGUAGAUUACUGCGAGUGACCAGGUAGGCAAUAUUCCCCCUUUUCACUCUACGUGCCUAUUUCCAGCUGUGUGAUUUUAGCAACCGUGUAUCUUUUACUUUCUAACUCUUUAUAUGCUCGCCUCUAGGGCUUGUGCAGACAUUUAGUUCUAUUGUUGGAACCUCACGCAACUCUCAAUGUUGCAAAUAGUAUCACCAUAUUUAGCGGUUAUUUUCUACUCUAUAUUAUUACGUCAUUUUUACCUCUAUUUGUAUAUCUAACACCUUCACAUAUCAAUAGUAUUUACUGAGCAACUUAUCAUCACUACUCAUUUAAUCAUUUUUUUUUUUUGUAUUUUGGUUUAUUUAAUUUUGUCAUAUUUCAGUUUUUGUAUUGAAUAAAGGUUCAAUUUCAUAUUACCUUUUUUUUUCUAUUACAUAAUUUGUACUUGGUUUAAGAGCUCAUAUUAUCAGGUAACAACACAUCUCCAACAUGUGAUGUGUAGGGUUUGCCUGGUCUCUUAAGUGCCUACCCCCCCACAACAUCCAUGACACAAGGAGCCCCCCCCCCCAACAUCCAUGACACACCCAAAAGACUCAGGCCUUUAUGGUAGACAGCCACUAGAGGGAGUUUCUCUAUAAUUGCAAUGUUUAAUAUUGCAGGACUAAGGGGAACAGGGACACUGCAGCCAGACCACUUCAAUAUCUAGGAGCCUAUGGUGUCACUUUAAUGAGAUGUCCUGAAGACACUAGCCCAGUUUUUGUUUAGAGUAAAAAAUUGCAUGUUUCUUUCAGUGUUGCAGCAGACAGCUUAUCUUUGCCAAUGAUGGCAGAAGCACUUAAUGGUUAACAGUCAUCAUGCAAUUCAAUCAAGCAAUUGCUAUUUUUAUUCCACAGCACUGUGCACACCACAAAGGGUUAUUGGAGUCAGACAUUUCAGCAAAUUGUCUUGAACUGUUAAUACAGAUAUCAUAUUUCUUACAAAGGAGCAUUAAUUCAGAUUAUUUGGACAUUCCACACAGCUAAAGCACUGCAGCUUGCUCAAGUGCUUUAUGUGUGAAGAGUGUGUCCUCUUUUUUUUUAAUUUUACAAAAAAGUGCAGAAUGCUAUUGGAAUUGGCCCUUAAAUAAAUUAAAGAGGUGAAAGAAGUAGUUACACAAAUGAAAGAUAGAUUCCCAAUACAUGAACCCCUUUCACUGACAUUUCAUGGCAGUAGCAGUCAGGAGGAUAUAAUCAUAUCCUGCUGAUUUAGGUAUGCAACUCUUGCCACUCUCAGCCAUCCACAACAAACCGAGGGAUAUGGGAGCUGCACUGAAAAAAAAAAUCUGUAAAUAGCAAACCACUGAGAUUUUUCAUUUUAUGAACACAUUACAUCAAUGCCUGCUGUGCCAGUUUUUUUCUACAAACUAGGAGGAAAAAGGGCAGAUAAGACUAACGUGGACAUUUUAUACUAAUAUAGUCAGGGUAAAAAUAGUUAUUUGGUGGAAGAGAAGGGGUUUGAUAUAUUGGAUGGAAGAAAGGUUAGAUUAGGAGAGGAGUGUGUAAAAAAUGGAAGAAGCAGAAUGAAUCUGAGAGAUGGGGGAUAUAGUAGAGUAGGAACAGAAAGAAAGGAAUGGGAAAAUAAAGUGAAAGAAUAUGGGUACAGAUGUUACUUCUUAGACAUUCCUCGAUAUUAAAACAGACAUCAAACAGAGUAAACCACAAUAAAGUGUUUAUAAACAAAAAAUCCAGCAAGCAGAAGCUUUUGGAAAUAGAGCUAAUCGCCCAGAAUUUAUCAAGACUUACUUACUGGAUAUGUUGCAAAAUUAAACCAUGCCUUCUCUCUGCGCCUACAUCUCCUCUCUCUCUCUCUCUCUCUCUCUCUCUCUCCCAUGCGCUGCUCUGUAGGCUGGGAGGAAGUGAAGAGUAAUCACCUCCUCCCAUCACUGCGCCACCUGUGGCUGCAUGGGGAACAGCUGGUUUCUGUAAGGACUGUAGUACGGCCAGCUGCCGCAGAACCUCUUUGUGCCAGUCUCUGCAAGGGGCACAAGGGGAUGCUUGCUGUGAGCCCCUGUAAAUUAGGGGCAGAGGGCAGUUGCACUGCGGUAAAGACGAGUCUGGGCAGGAGGGGAGCACUGUCCAGUCAGUCCUCUCCCUUCCUGAGGGUCGCCAGUAGACUGCCCCCCCCCCGGCUGUUGCGCCCUAGAGGGUUUGCCUAGUUCGCCUAAUGGUCUUCCCUGGCCCUGCAGGGGAAGAAAGGGAGAGCUUACAAAGAGUGCAUACAAGAGAUAUAAUGCACAAUUAAACGCAUGCAUGCUUUUAUUGGGGUUAUAUCUACUAAAUUGUUUUCAAAAAAUACCUUUUUUUUCCCAUUGAAGUGUUCCUUUAAAUAACUUUGCAUACUCAAAAAUACAAUUACAUACCUCACAUGGAUACUUAAAAUCGCAUAUCCUAGCAGAAAAUAUGGGGACUUGGUCACACAAAUACCAUUUGUAAGCCCACAACUGUAUAAAUGUACCCCAAUAUCUGGGGGUCCUGCACUAGGAGAAAAACAUGCUUACUGCAAUAUUACUGCUUAAACUGCUUAAAGAGCCUCUUUUGAAGUUUGGCAUAAACACCUUUGCCCUCAAAACAGCAUAAAUUGCACUUGCGCAAAGACAGCGAUUUUGCAGGUAUACAUGCCUCGAUUUCAUAUUUUGUUUAACAAUUAAAAAAAAAAAAUUAAAAUAUCUACAAAUAUAUUGUACACAAAAAAUAUCUCAAUAUAUGUAAAGAUAUUAAAUCAUUUUAAAAGUUUAUCAAACAAUAUCCGAGGACAUAGUCAGAAGCAGGACAUACUUGAAAACAAGAGAAAUCUCAAUGUAUCUUCCAUGGUAAAAAGUUUUAUAAAUAAAUAAAUAAAUAAAUAAAUAAUGAUUAAACAAUUAUACUAAACAAGUGCCAAUAAUAUGUAGUUUAAUAUGUAGGUCAGUAACACAUCAUAAAGACUUCCCUUGGAACCCUUGUAUACCCAUCUCCUGGUGAACUAUGGCCAAAGUGGUCUUUAUGGGGGAAAAGAAAGUCAUAGCUCCAAUUUGGAAAAAAGACCAAAUGGCUCAACUAUGCAUGAAAACACAGGAACUGGGGGGGCAGGACCGGACGGCCAUGCUGACCAGUCGAUACAAGAGAGGCUCCUGUGGGGAUCGACUAUUCAAGCUGAUUUUAGAGGCUCACGGGCUUCUCCCAAGCUAGGAACAUAUAGCAAAAUCAGCAACUAGUUGCUUGUGGUGUAGCAAACCUCCUCACUCCCAUCAGCCUCAGACACCACACUAGACCACAGGGAAUCCACCCUCCAGAAAAGGGUAGGAAGCUAGAGGGAGUUAUCUGUCUCUGUGUGUGUCAGUACAGGCCCCGAUCCUAGGGUCGCCUGGGUGCAGAAUUUUUUCUCUCUCCCCGAGGUAGGCGUGGUCAUAUUUCUAACCCCUCCCCUUUGAAACGACUCCAUCUCUCCAUCUCCCUUCUCCAUCUCCCUUCACUGAGAGACACACACACUCACUGAUUUGUCACACACUGACAGAAACAUACUCAGGCAGAAACAUUGACACACACUCUUAAUGACAGAUACACAAUCUCCCUGAUUUGAAACACUCACUGACAGACACAAAUGCUUACAGACACAUAGUGGUACACAAAACAAGGCAGUCCAGUUUUAAAUCACAACAUACAUAAUCACACAAUUACACACACACUGCCCCAUGCAUACCUAGAUAGUCACACACAAUACAAUACACACACACAUUCACACUGUCAUAUGGACACUGUAUCAGACACACACACACACACACGCACGCUCAGUGUCACAUACACACAGUUCUGGCUGUCAUGAACACUGGGAGAAGGAAAGGAGGCCAGGGUCCCUAUUGUCUAGUGGGAGGCCGGUAUUCCUUUCUGCUUCCCCUCUGUGCAGCAGUGGCUCUAGACUUGGUGAACCUCUUAAACAAUUAUCUCUAUAAACUCAUUUUUAUAUAUUAUUUUUUUAAUGCAAAGCUUCUAUGUAAAAUAGUUUUCCUUAUUUUAGUUUGUUUUAUAUGUACAGUAAUGUAUGCACCCCAUACACAAAUCAAAUAUAUAAAUCCACAGAUCAUAUCUCAUACAUACAUAGACGUGUGCACACUCACAUAUAUACACAGAUACACACUGUCACAUACAGACGCACAUAACAACAUACACAGUCAUGUACAUACAUACCGGGUUAUUUACAAUAAUGAGAAUUGUCAGGAAUUCAUAGUAGAUUUCAAAUUAGUCAAACUGAAAGCAUUGAAUUCCUGACAAUUGUUUUAGUGAAUAACCUUGUCAGACAUGAAUUAACACACACCAUCACAAUCAUCACAGACACACACAUCAUCAUGGACAGAGACACACCAAAACACAGUCACAGACAUACACGCAUUAACACAAUUACAAACAUUCAUAAAAAAAACACAGAGGCACAUACAUUAAAAGACACACAAAGUCCCAUACAUAGACACACAACACACUCAGUCACAUAGUUAAUUGAAUUGGUGUUCAGGUGUGUUAUGUGACAGGGAGGGUAGGUAGGUAGUUACUCAGCAGAGUAUUGCUGGUGUAACACCACCUACACUCAGCAGCUCCUUUGCCAGCUACAUCCUGGGGGAGUUGCUAGGGUUGGGAGGUUUUCAAGGCUUCAUUCUAAAGAAGCCUCUCACUCUCCUGAGCCCUACCGUGUUCCAAGCUAUGACACUCUUCCCUACAGCUCCCCCCUUAUUCUAGUGCUUGGUCACAAAUACCCCCUUUAAUUACCCUGUUGGUCCGGUGGUAUCAUAUAUCCGUUCCCUGGCAGUCCGGUGGUGAAUAGCAGGAAGAGCACGUCCUGUUGUUUCAGAUCAUAAUACUCACUCCUUCAAGGCUCGGCUUUCAAUGUUGUCAGAGCGCAGGCUGAGAAUCUCUGAGCCUGUUCUCUGACUCACUAACUGAGCGCCGGAACCACGAGGGAGAGGGUAUGAUCUGACCGCACCUACUACUCAUGCGCACCAAUGAACCACCAGGGAAUCGUUUAAAUUUAAUAUGCUGGUGUUCCCAACAUGCAAGCUGUGUUGGGUGCCCUGGGUAACCGCACAGCUUGCAUACCCUAAAGGCUGGUCCUGCUGACAGAUACACUGGCACUCACUCUCAAUGACACAAACACAUAAACCCUGACAGACACAUACAAACAAACCCUGACAGACACACUCACUGGCAGACACACAAACACUGACAUACACUCACACACACUUACUGACAGACACACACUGACAGGCACACUGACAGACAGACACACACACUGACAGACACACACAUUCACUGACAAACACACACACUCACUGAAAGACACACUUACUGACAGACACACUCGCUGACACACACACACACAAACAAACACUGACAGACACAUACACACACACACUUACUAACAUACACACACACUGACAGACACACUCACUGACAGAUACAUUUACUGACAAAAAACAACACACUUACUGACAGACAUACACACACACUCACUGACAGACAUACACACACUCACUGACAGACACACACUUACUGACAGACAUACACACACACACUCUCACUGACAGACACACAUACUGACAGACACACACAUUCACUGACAGACACACACUUACUGACAGACACACUCGCUGAAACACACACACACACACAAACAAACACUGACAGACACAUACACACACAUUUACUGACAGACACACACACUGACAGACACACUCACUGACAGAUACAUUUACUGACAAAAACAACACACUUACUGACAGACAUACACACACUCACUGACAGACAUACACACACACUCACUGCCAGACACACACUUACUGACAGACAUACACACACUCUCACUGACAGACACACACUUACUCACAGACACACACACAUGCACUCACACACACUUACUGAUAGACACAUACACACUUACACAGUCUUGCACAAACACUCACAAAUGAAUUGUGUUUUUUGUUGACCCUACCUUUAGGAGUCUUCUUGGUCCUCCCCCCGGGGUUCAGUGACUUUCAUGAUCUUCCUGCUCCUCUCUCCUCCCUUGCACUGUUUAGUGAUGCCAGGCCAGAAUUACAUCAUAUGUCGGCUCCCGGCAUCAACACAGAGGGCGCGUGAGGGAGUAGGAAGAUCAUCAGCACAGGCAGUGAUCCCUCGCCGCUGCCUCCCUCCUUCCUCAGCCAGCCGGUAUACUGUUGCAGAGUAGGCACCUGUCCUCUGGGAUAACAGGUGCCUACCCUGCCUUGCUACAUAACGGCCAUUCCAGGGGGUGCCCUUAGGUGGCCAACUGGCCACCUGCUGGGCUCCCUGUGACAGGCAUCGGCCUGCUCCAUGCGGCACCCCCCACUUCCUGGUGCAUGAUCGCAAUGCAUCCCGUGAACCCACCCAGGAUUGGCCCUGUGUCAGUAUGUAUGUCUGUGUGUAUGUCAAUAUGUCUGUGUAUCUAUGUGUGUAUCACUAUGUCUGCCUGUGUAACUGUGUGUGUGUCAGUAUGUCUGUGUGUGUGUGUGUCAGUAUGUCUGUCAGUCUAUGUACCUGUGUGUGUGUGUCAGUAUGUCUUUCUGUGUUUGUGUGUGUCAGUAUUUCUGUCAGUGUAUGUGAAUGUAUGUGUGUGUCAGUGUGUCUCUCAGUGUGUGUGUGUGUCAGUAUGUAGGGGUGUGUGACGGUCUUAAUAUGUAUCACUGUAAAGCAUUCCCUUAUUCCCAUAAAACAAUAUCGCCAAUAAUCCAUAGGGUAAAAUAUCGCUGGUAUCGCAUAAUAAUCCACACAGGAGCCAAAGCUUAAUGCUGGAACAAGACUGGUUUAAUGGAAGCAAGGGCAUUCAAUUUAUACAGCAUCAAACUCCUCCUCUGAGCCAGCGAGAUAAUUGAGUUUUGGAAACAUACUAAACUCAAUUAUCUGCUGGCCAGAAAAAGUUAACAAUUUCACAUUUUACAGAAAUAUACUGUAUACAUAUAAAAACCACACAAAAACGGCACCGCGUGGAAGUUUGACUGGCUCGCCAUGAGGUUGUAUCCGACCAAGAGUUCCAUAGAAUUGGUAGAAAGAGCUGGUCUCCGUUCGGAUGGAUUUAUACGAAAACCACCAUAGAUGGAAUAAAGAUGAUUUGUGCAGAAUGCUCCCCUUGUUCGUCUGCCCAAAACAGGUCCAGGCACUCGACGACCAGGCCCCGCUGGCCGCGUUCGGGAGACAAGAUGGCUGCCAUCCAUUGUUCUCAACAUGUGCGUUCAUAUGCACAAAAUGGCGGCCACCUAGGAGCAUUCAAUUACUCUGCGGUUUUCGUACAGUUACAUAGUGUUCCAUGUUCUAACUGGUACCCAGGGUGGUCUCUGUUCGGUAAAAUGAAUAUUCUACCAAAUGACAAAAAAGAAACAAAAUAAUCCAAGUGAACAGAAUGGCAGGGAGUGGAAACAACCGCACGGGUGCUGGAAAAUCCUUCAUAGGGUGUGUUUAUAUAUAAUUUCUAUUCAAAAUAUACUGUGUGGAGAGACACUUAUUAUAACCACUACUUCAGUGCUACUCCAAAGCAGUACUCCCUCAAAUACCAAUAUAAUAAUAACUCAAAAAACAAGGAAUGCACACCAACUGAUACAAUAGUAUCUAUCUAUACAUAUAUAUUUAUUGCAAUACAAGUGUAAAAAAUACAUACAAUAUACAAUAGUGACCACAUAGGUUAAACAACUAAACAGGUAUAUUUACCAAAUUCCACAAGCCUAUCUGGGCAGAAACACGAGUCAAAAACAAUCCCCCAACAUUUCAGCACCUUGUGGUAGCCUUUAUCAAGGGUAUAUCAUAACAUUAUCCAGGACCCUCUUAUAUACCCACAUAUACAAAUAACUUACAGCUGAUGGCCAUCAGCAAUACCACAGAGGGCCGGGACCGGAAGUGACAUCAUCACUUCAAGUCACAGCCCUGUGUACACAAUUUUAACAUGUAUACCAUAUAUUUACAGUGCUAAUCAUAAAUGCAUUCUCCCAUAUUUAUACAGACUUACUUUUACCAUGUAGUAUAUACAUCACUAGAUGUCCUUAUUAACAUAAAUGCCGCGUGUUGUAAAUACCAACGAUCGCCAUAUUGCCUAUUGGCAAAUGCUAUAACCUCUCCCCAAACUAAUAAUUAUUACAUUCCACUGUUAACCCAGUAAAAAAAACAGGCUAAAAACAACUCGUACGCAAAAACGAGGUAAUAAUCACCUUCCCGCGGACGGCUAAUUAUCUUCCAUAGCUCCUCCCCUACGGAGGAUUUAGAUCGCUUAGUGUUAUCCACUUGCAUACUUAAUAUGGCUGGAUGGACAACAUAUAUUGGAUCAUGAAUGGAGUGCAAGUCAUUAUUGGUGGCAUUGGGUCGUUCCAAGUAUAUUCAAUGACGUGGAUGGAGUUGCCCGUGAUUUGGGCUUGCCUACUGGACUUGUGACUGGACGGCGCUAAUUCGAUUUAAUGAAUUUUUUUAUAUACUAAGAUUGGUAGUGACCUGUAUUUGUUGGUUAAUGAAUAUUUUUUGUCAUUUAAGGGGGAGUGUUGUAUAUUCAUUGUAAGUGAUGUUAGAAGCUGUAUAAUUGAUUAGACUAGUAGUUAGUCAUGUAAGUGCAGAGAUUAUUAUUGGAUAUAGGGGGUUUGAGUAUAUAUAUAUUUGUCUGCUUUUGGAUGAUAUAUGAAUUCUACUUUAUUGUAUUCAUCCUUGAGAGCAUCUUGAUUGCCCAAUAAGUUCUUGGAUACAUGAACGAAUGAAAUAAACACCUGUUUAGUAUAGUGUUUUACACUUUCUGGUGUGUUGUUUUUAUGGUGGUGGUUUCUUUCACUAUUCAUUAUUAAUAUUGUCUUGCUAUACUAUAGGACCUCUUGUGUACUCAUAUUUGCUUACAUUAUGGGUGCCAUGUAUAUUUUGGUGUGUAUCUCUUUAAGAGUGGGGUUGUGUUCUGUUCUCCUUGUGAGACUUACAGCUUGGAUAUUGGGCGCAUGCGCGAGCGGCGUGGCUUUUUUGCCGCGAUUUUUCGUUAUGUUUGGAUUAUAGAGGCUUCCGUAGGGGAGUAAUUUACAUAUAUCCUAGUGCUAUGCGCAUGCGCGGGCGGCGCAGACUUUUUUAGCCACGAUCUUCUAUUGUUGCAUCAUAGAGGCUUCCGUAGGGGAGGAGCUAUGGAAGAUAAUUAGCCGUCCGCAGGAAGGUGAUUAUUACCUCGUUUUUGCAUACGAGUUGUUUUUAGCCUGUUUUUUUUACUGGGUUAAGAGUGGAAUGUAAUAAUUAUUAGUUUGGGGAGAGGUUAUAGCAUUUGCCAAUAGGCAAUAUGGCGAUCGUUGGUAUUUACAAGUGCGCAUGCACGCGGAAUUUAUGUUAAUAAGGACAUCUAGUGAUGUAUAUACUACAUGGUAAAAGUAAGUCUGUAUAAAUAUGGGAGAAUGUAUUUAUGAUUAGCACUGUAAAUAUAUGGUAUACAUGUUGAAAUUGUGUACACAGGGCUGUGACUUGAAGUGAUGAUGUCACUUCCGGUCCCGGCCCUCUGUGGUAUUGCUGAUGGCCAUUAUUAUUAUAUGGGGGUAUAUAAGGGGGUCCUGGAUAAUGUUAUGAUAUACCCUUGAUAAAGGCUACCACGAGGUGCCGAAACGUUGGGGGAUUGUUUUUGACUCGUGUUUCUGCCCAGAUAGGCUUGUGGAAUUUGGUAAAUAUACCUGUUUAGUUGUUUAGCCUAUGUGGUCCCUAUUGUAUAUUGUAUGUAUUUUUUACACUUGUAUUGCAAUAAAUAUAUAUAUAGAUGUAUAGAUAGAUACUAUUGUAUCAGUUGGUGUGCAUUCCUUGUUUUUUGAGUUAUUAUAUAUAAUUUGUAUGAAAUGUUUGUAUUAUUAUACAAAGUUCCCAGGAACUGGGACUGUUUCAGGGGCUCAAAUGUAAUUGGGCAAAUUAACACAAUCAUAAAUAAAAUUUUAUUUUUUUAAUAUUUUGUGGAGAAACCUUUGCAGGCAAUGGCUGCUUGAAGUCUAGAAUGAAUGGACAUCACCAAACACUGUGUUUCCUCCUUUGUGAUGCUUUGCUAGGACUUUACUGCAGCUGUCUUCAGUUGUUGUUUGUUUGUGGGUUUUUCUGCCUUAAGUUUUGUCUACAGCUAGUGAUAUGCAUGCUCGAUCCAGUUGAGAUCAAGUGAGUGACUAGGCUAUUGCAGACUAUUAAACUUAUUUGCCUUAAAAAAAUCCUGGGUUGCUUUCGCAGUAUGUUUUAGGUCAUUGUCCAUCUGUAAAGUGAUGCGCCGUUCAAUGAACUUCGCUGAAUUUGGCUGAAUCUGAGCAGACAAUAUAUCCCUAAACACUUUAGAAUUCAUCUGGCUGCUUUUGUCUUUUGUCACACUAAAAACACUAAUGUGACCCAGUGCCAUUGCAAGCCACGAAUGUCCAUGCCGUCAGACUGCCUCCACCAUCUUUUACUGAUAAUGUGGCAUGUGUUAUGAUCAUGACUCGUUCCAAGCCUUCUCCAUACUUUUUUCUUCCCAUCAUUCUGAUACAGGUGGAUCUUAGUUUCAUCUAUCCAAAGAAUGUUGUUCCAGAACUGGGCCUGCAUUUUUAGAUGUUUUUGUCAAAGUCUAAUCUGUCUUUUCUAAUCUUGAGGCAUAUGAAUAGUUUGCACUUUGUGAGGAACCCUUUGUAUUUGCUUUGUUCUCCUACCUGUUGGAGAGUUUUUUCUUCACUUGGUGUGUGUGUCAGUACAGGCCCGAUCCUAGGAUCACAGACGCCUGGGUGCAGAAGAAUUUUUUCUCUCCGUGAGGUGGGCGUGGUCAUCUUAGCUAACAGUAACCUAAGUAGUCGGAAACCCGGUAUAACCUUUUCUAGCACACUCAGGUGCAAAUCCUUGCAGUAUAUCGUACUUCGACUAUGCAUGUACAUUUAUGCAUGCAUAAGAAUCACCACACGUUCCCUUAAGUUUCUGUUCAUACUCUACCCUUCCCUGUACUUAGGAGAAUUCAUUGGAUCCUUGCUCCACUCAAGUUAACAGGUAUACUCAGUUCCAUAUUCACCUCCACUCAGUACCUAAUGUACUUGUUCAUAGAGGUUAACCAUUAUUUUAUCCUCAGAUAGCCACUACGCUGCUACAAAAAACUAUCAUCAUUCGACAGGUGAGUUUUACUCACAAAUACAAUACCAAACAGACCAGGCCCAACUACGCUUUAAUCUCCCACAUGUCCUUUUUUCAGGUUCUCAAGUAGUCAUCCUUGUCAUAAAAUAAUCUUAUCUCUAUCUUAAGCUUGGUAGGUCUCCAUCUUACAUCAUACUCCUUUUCCGUUAUAGGCCAGGGUAAUCAACUGGCUAUUUAGUUACUUACAUUGUCCCUAGCUUACUGUAAUUAAUCUAUUCCCGUAAGACCAACACCUAUCCUCUCUGGAGGUAUACUCCCCUCGGCCCACCGCAUAGUUAGAGCCUCACAUUAGCCGCUGUCGGUUACUAGUCAGGGCACCACCAAGUCAUGCCCACAUAUAUUAUGUCUUGUUACAAGUCACAGAGAGGCCAACGUUCCUGCCACAUCAUUCAGUGGCCAGCCACCCACUUAGCCCUUCUCACAGAUAGAGCCUCUCUCGUCUCUUGGCACUAACAGAGCCUCAUCUUCCUUGUAGUCCAGAUAUUUUUUUUGACUCAGGCUUAGCUAGAGCCAGUUGACACAGGCAAUUGCUUGUAACUAAAGGCCUCAUCUCUACCCAUGUUUAUGUUCUAAGUAUGUCUAAAGACCCGGGGCAAGACAAGGUACUUACUAUACCCAAGAUUCCAGCCAGGCCUUCCACCAUGGCCGGUCCAUACACCCCUACCAAGAAUCUGCAAUCAUCCAGCCCGUAUUCCCUAAAUUUCUGGACAAUCUCUAGACUCACAGCUUAGUUUCAACAAAUGGGGGUCCUAUUCCAAGCCACAGCACGCAAAGGUGAAUUGCAUAGACUAUACACCACUUAUACUUCUGUACUUCUCAGCCAGGAGUUGUUCUAGAAUCAGAAACUAUUCUGUAAUCAAGGAUUCAUGUCAUCCAUGCUUGCUUCAAUUAACACUAUCAGUACUAGACUGAAAAAAUUUGGAAUCUCCUCAGCCGUCGACAGCCGACCCAUCCAUAGAAAUUCCUACCCCAGCUCCCUCCCACGUUAAUGACCCCACUUUUAACCCAACACCUAGCACUUCCGAUCACAUCAUCACACCCUCCCACCUUGUGCCCCCAACCAUAUGCAAAGACAUCCUGGAAGGCAAGGAUGUGAACCUAAUUCCCUAGCUCAUUGCCUCUCAGAAUGUAGUAGAGUAUAAAGCAUACUGCUAUGGUGAUCUUUCUGUCAUUUUGAAAGCCAGAGACCCCAGACUCAACAACAAACUCAACAUACCAGAAUUUGUCCUGACUUUUGGUCUGUACCAUGACCUAAUUUGCUCCACUUUACCUCACCAUAGGGAAGAGCUUAUUUAUAACGCUUGUAGGAUAUGUAGGUAGGUAUUGAUCUUUUUAAAAUUAGUUUAUUGUUGAACUUUCCUGUGACUACACUUAUGGGAUUGGUACACCAGCAGGAAAAAGGUGUUUUUUUUUCUACAUACAUAUUUAAAGACCAAUCCCUCCCUACGUAUCCUACAAGCAGGGAUUGUACCGCUGUAUGCCAUCCACACUAGAGCUAGUUUAGCUCUACUACACGUGAGUAGGAUUACUACAGAUCUCUUCUUCCUGCAAUUCAACACUUUGUAUCAGACGCAUUUGCACUAUUAUCUUUUUCUCUCUUUACAUACGGACCCUGAAAGCCGUCUUCACUUGACCCAUAGAGAGAAUAUUCCUCCACAAAAGCCAUCGGUGCCCCAUCAGGCCCAACUUGACACUUUGCUUUGGCACUACUUAUUCUCUGGACUUUGUUUAUUUUAGUCAUACCUUUUUCUAUUUUGUCUUGUGUAUUACCUUUGUCUAGAGGGCUUAGAGGGAACCCUAUGUUUAGGUUGGCGCCUCCUACAUUACCUAGCUUAGUAUUGGCUUAUUUUAGUGCUGUUUCCUUCUUCUGUUUAUUCCUAAGAGCUAAUUUAUACAUGCAUAAGUUGGUGGACCCAGGGCACUAGUGCAUGUACAAGUAUUUCCUUUGGUUCUUCUGCUGCAAAACAGAGAUCUACAGACAAAUUUGGUAGACCAAUAGUGUACCUGGGGAAGCUCAAAUCUGCAACAAUUUUAAUUCGGGCAGUUGCGUAAUUAGCUCGUGCAGAUUGUUGCACGUUUGCUCAAUUUGUUACAGGGCACAUACAAACUAUGUGUCUUAAAUCAUCUGUACCUGAAACAAUGACUAACCAAAGUUUACAUUGACUAUCUGGCAUAUUACUUCCAGGCUCACCCUUUCCAUCACUGAACUGAAGUUAUUCCCCCCCAUCUCUGAACAUCCCCAGUCAUAUGGACCAAUGCUGCAGCCCAUACAGGGUUUGCAGUUAACUUGGCGACUCCUGGUUCAGAGAUUCUUUGCCAGUUGAGACCCGUGACCUACAUAAGCUCUAUUUGAAAUCUACCCUACUGUGGCAGCAUCCAAAGCCUGAGGGUACCUGUGGUAAGGAAAAGCAAAAUGUUUUUCCGACAACAAAGCGGCUAGUGACAUCAUAAAUAAGGGCAUAUUCUCAUCACACAAUAUCACAAGACUAAUUAGAAGAUUGACAUAGCUAGCGGCUACACUACAAUUUAAUUUUACAUGAAUACACAUCCCUGGCUGCAUUAACAGAGCCAUUGAUGUGUUGUCUAGUUCUAAUUUGCAGGAUUUCAUCAGAACACACCCUACAUCCAACAUCAGUCCGGCCAGCACCCCCUCAUACCAAGACUUAAUCCUGGACUAAAUCGCCUCAUGGCUCACAGCAAAUACCUGGCCAGCUCUCCUCUCUCUACCAAUACAUCAAAGGCUUACAAUAGGGUUUUUCACUCUCUAUACCAAUCUCUAUCAGAUCAGCGACACACAUUCCCUAGACUCCAUAGUGGCAUUUAUCUCUUUUUGCCACCUUAACCUAUAAUUAUCACAAUACACCAUAAAACUCUUCCUCACAGGAAUACAUCAUCACAUCCUAAGUGCCUAACCUAGCACAAAUCCUUUCAUGUCUACCUAUCCCGUCAAGAAUAUACUGAAAGGCAUACAAAGUUUGGGCAAAAACACUACCACUGCACUACUAGACAACCUAUUGAUAGGCCUAAAUUUCACACACUUUAAGACAUUCUAGAAACGAAUCUGUUUGAAACCAGCACACAUCUGAUAAUUAAAAUUGCAGCCUAUCUAGCCUUAUAUUGCUUCUUACUUCCCAAUGAACAUCACACCCAACCAUUUACACCUAAAAAAUUAAGAGCCUACAAACAAUACUGAUCAUUAUGUACUUACCAUUGAUCACACCAAGACAACCCAAUUAAGCCCUCCUACUGAAGUAGGCUACUACCCCAACGGUAAUCACUGGUUAAAUUACUGGGCUCCUAUUGUUCAACACUAGACGGUCUAAACCCAAGUACGCCAUUACUCUGUUACAUGGUAAACCUCUGACAACCAUUAAAUUCAUUUUAUAUAUUAGAACACUUUUAUAAGACUUGGUCUUGACCCUUCUGCUUUUCUGGCCACUCCUUCAGAAUUGGAGGCGCUACCACGGCUUCAAGCCACAAUGUACCUGCUCAUAUAAUUAAGAGCUUAGGGCGCUGGAAGUCAGCAGCAUAUACCAGAUAUAUAUCACAUCCAGAACAGGAAUUAAGAUUAGCAUUUGAAGAUUUAGCUUUGUAAAUAUGUGAGUAAUAAAGGUUAUUUAUAUAAAUCAACUUUUUGCCCUCUUUUAUAACAGGCCUACCCCAUACGUUGGUUCCGGCACACCACAACCGACUGGUGCUUACUUCUACUUAUAUUGUAUUAUUAUUAUUACGGCUUAAUGUCCCCAAGACUACAAACAUUAUAUAUAUAUAUAUAUAUAUAUAUAUAUAUAUAUAUAUAUAUAUAUAUAUAUAUAUAUAUAUAUAUAUAUAUAUAUAUAUAUAUAUAUAUAUAUAUAUAUAUAUAUAUAUAUAUGUAUGUAUAUGUAUAUAUAUGUAUAUAUAUAUAUAUAUGUAUGUGUGUGUGUGUACUAUUAAAGGAAAUCAAAUAGAUUUGAGUAAAAACAAAAUGAUUGGACAGAUUUUAGUGCAGAUGAAAUGCUAUUAUCCUAAAAAUCUAGUGAUUCUUUUGUUCUCAAAUGUUUGGCAGAACCAGUGAGCCCCUGUACAACAGGUUUUUUUAUAUGGCUUGUUUUACUAGAAAGCCAUGAGUGGUUAAUACGAAUAUAAAUGUUGAAAUUUGAACUGAUUGAUGUUUAAAGUGUUUAAGAUUUAACCUUGAACUGUGAACAAUUCUCUUAAGAAUGAACAUUUAUCCUGUCACAUAAAUUGCUAAACCUUAAGUGAAAUAUUACUGGGAAAGCUGAAUAACAGUUGUCAAUAUUGUUACAAUGCACAAUUUCUUAGGCUGUGUUAUACUAUGUACUUCAAACUAAUUAGUCCUGUCUUGCUUUCUCUAGAAAACCAUGCACAGAUUUAAUAAGGACUGGAAACUUUCUGGGAUUCAAAGAAUAUAUUACAACACAUUAGUCAAACAACUUGGAGGAUUUGGCUCAGAGGUUGGGAAAUUUACUUGGCCAACCAGUGUAUCAAAUACCUCGGAAGGCGAUCUUGCCGUUAGGGACUCUGGCAACCAACAAAUACAAGUUUUUUCUGAAGAGGGUCAUUAUAAACAUACAUUUGCAUACGGCUCAGAAAGCACCAAAUGUCUUGGAGAUGUGGCAUGUACUAGUGAAGGACUUAUUCUGGUCACUGAUGGGUCUAAAGGUAUUAAAGUGUUCUCUAGGGAAGGUGAACUAAUCCACAUUCUUAAGUCAUCAAAGGCAGAUUGGAAACACUCCUAUGGACUAGCUGUGUUAAAAUCCAAUAAUAUUGCAGUAACUGACUGGACAGAUGGAGGUAAAAUACACAUCAUUGCGGUGGACUGGAGGAUGAAUGCUGUUUUGAAGACCAAUGUUAUCGAUGGACUUCAACGACCUGAGUAUAUUGCAGUUACUGAGGUAUUGCACUUAAAGAUUACCUUUUAUUGCACCCACUAGGCUAUGAGAGUUUAUCUCGGCCAAAACAGAAUAUUUCUUGACAAUGGUGAAACUACCAUGGUCGCAGGGGUCGCAGCUGCGCCCCGGCCCGUCACUCCAGGGGGCCCAGCUGCCCUGUCGACCCCUGUAUGUUCUGUCUAGUGGCGCUUACUGCCUGCUGCCACUUUGGCAACUAACCAUGCCUUCUUCAUAGACUUGCCCAAUGUGUGCAGAACGUCUGCCAAACGAGUGACAAUGCCUCUUAAUGAGUGAGUUUUUUAAGGGGUGGAGAUUAUUGCAUUCUGCCCUCGCCACCCAUUCCUAGCUUGCAAGUUCUAUUCUCCCUCUUCAUUCAGUUGGAGACUUCAUUCUAUCCAGGCAUCUGUCCUCUCAGGCUGCAUUCUAUCUCCGCCUUAUUUCCUCUCAAACUGCGUUCUAUCUCUGCCCCCUGCCCUCUCAGGCUAUUAUAUCUCUACCCCCUGCCCUCUCAGGCUGUUAUAUCUCUGCUCCCUGCCCUCUCAGGCUGUUAUAUCUCUGCUCCCUGCCCUCUCAGGCUGUUAUAUCUCUGCUCCCUGCCCUCUCAGGCUGUUAUAUCUCUGCCCCCUGUCCUCUCAGGCUGUUUUAAAUCUCUGCCCCCUGUCCUCUCAGGCUGUUUUAAAUCUCUGCCCCCUGUCCUCUCAGGCUGUGUUCUAUUCCCAUCCCCUAUCCUCGCAGGAGGGGUGCGGUACCUGAGGGCCAUGGGUUUAGCAGGCAAUGAUUGGUGGAGAGCAGCUGCUAAAUGAGUGCAAUCCAGGCUGGCGGCUGGGUGUUAUUGUUAAACCAUUAUACCUGGGUCUGCCACUAAUGUACAUACUGGGGGAUCUCUAGGUACUUAAUUCUGGGUAGGUUUUAAAAAAAAAAAAUACUUUUUAAAUGUCUGUGUAAGGGAAUGUGUAUGUCUGUGUCAAUGAGUGAGUGUGUGUGUCAGUAUGUAUGUGUAUUUCAGUACGUAUGUGUCUGUUAGCAUGCAUGUGUGUGUCAAAUCAGUGAGUGUGUGUCUCAGUGUGUGUUUGUCAGUGUGUGUCUGUCAGUGAAUGUGUGUGUCUGUCAGAGUGUGUCAAUUUAGAGAGUUUGUGUGUUUGUCAGUGAGUGUAUGUCAGUGUGUGUCAAAUCAGUGAGUGUGUGUGUCAGUGAAUGUGUGUGUGUUUCUGUCACUGAAAAUGUGUGUUGGUUAAACAGUGUGUGUGCCAAUAACUGUGUGUCUGCCAGUGUGUGUGGUUGUAUCAGUAAGAACGUAAAGGGGGCCAGUGGCGGCUCUAGACUUUGUGAGGCCUUAGGCGAAACUCAAACAUGAGGCCCUACUAACACCUAAAGUUAAAAAUAGGGGUUGCAUUGCGUGUAUAAGUUGCUGUCAUUGUAUUUAAGGACAACUGCAGCGCUGGAUACAGAGAGCUAGUCUCUGUAUUCAUCGUUCAGUGGCUUGCAGUGUUGCGGCUCCCUGUGCCACGGCAUUAUGAUCUCUCUGACUGUAGUUAUGGCGUAAUAUGAGGGUGGCUGGGGCAGAGGGUGGUAGGAGGACAGUGACAGGUAGUGGGGUGGUAGGGGGGCAGAGGGUGGCUGGGGCAGAGGAUGGUAGGGUGGCUGGGGCAGGGGUUGGUAGGAGGGCAGAGGGUGGCUGAUGCAGAGGGUGGUAGGAGGACAGUGACAGGAUAGUGGGGUGGUAGGAGGGCAGAGGGAAGAGGGUGGCUGGGUGACUGGGGCAGGGACAGGGGUGGUAGGAAGGCAGAGGGUGGUUGGGGCAGAAGGAGGGCAGAGGGUGGCUGGGGCAGGGGGUGGUAGGGCAGAGGGUGACUGGGGCAGGGGGUGGUAGGAGGGCAGAGGGUGGUAGGGCAGUAGGAGGACAGAGUGGCUGGGGCAGAGGGUGGUAGGGCAGUAGGAGGGCAGAGGGUGACUGGGGCAGGGGUACCUCUUCUUCACUCCUGUGUAGCAGCGCUGGUAGGAAGUAAUAUCUCUUGUGCACUUGUGAAAGUUGUACAGGAAGGGAAAAUAAGAGCCAAGACAAGGAAGCCACCCUCCAGCUACAAAAAUGGUAACUUGAAUGUUAACGAUAUAAAAACAAAUAUAAAUGUGUUAAUACUGUAUAUGUGUAGUACUGUAUGUGUUGAGCAGGGAGUGUGUAUACAAAUGUAUAUGUAUUUAGUUGGUAGUGUGUUUAGCACUGUGUGUAGCCGGUUAUGUGUGUGUACCAACACUGUAUCUGUACCUGUGUAUUACAUCUUGUGUAUGUGUUUCUCUAUCUAGAGACAUGUGUUGGAGUAUCUCUAUCUGGUAGCCUGUGUGUGUCUGGAAGUGUGUGCCAAUUGGACUAGUCAGUGAGUUUGUGAGAUGCCCCAAUAAUUUUGAUGACGGCCCGCUUACAAUCUAGAUGAUGUUGAUUUUAUAAUAAAUCCCAGGUGGACCCACGUACAUGAAUUCACAGACAAACACUAAGAUACGGAGCCAACAAACAACGUCUCCUUAAAGUUUUGUAUGAAGAUAUUCUACAUGUAUGCAAUAUACUUUUAUAACCUGUGUAUAAUGCUUGGCUACAUGUGUUCACAAAACAUACAUGCAGUUUUUUUAAAAAUAGAACUGAUGCAAUACAAAAGUUAAUGGAAGAUGGAAGAAAAUAUUUGUUCAAUUUCCAAGUAAAUCAUUACCAUACAGUUAUUUCUUAACUGACCACGGAGCGUUUUUUUAUCUAGGAGAAGUAUAAUUUCAAGGAGCUUUUUGGGUUCUUGUUGCAAAUGAAAUUCACAUUAGAGCAAGAUUUGGGAAAUUUGCCAGAGAAGACUGUCCUAUUGUAUGGAUAUAAAACAUAUGUGGUUUGGAAGGGUAAUGUACAAGAAGACACAGGGUAUAGUUAUACAUAUAACUAAACAUACUAGAAUAUGACAUGUCAGCUUGAACAUGGCACAACAGAUCUGCCUAUGCAAAGUAAGAUUUAUACUAGAAAUCACUGAGCAAACAUUAUAACUAUUUGGAGAACUUCACUUCUAAAGGGGAAACCGGUGAUACGCACCAUUUACAGUUGUGUGUGAGUAGGUAGGCAGAAGGCAUGCUGGGCAGAUAGAAACCUGUUAUGUGUAUCUAACUAGAAUGCACAGGUAUCUAGUGAGCAGCACGUUUUAUGAAUUAAAGGACCACUAUAGGCAUCCAGAUCACUUCAGCUCAAUGAGGUGGUCUGGGUGCCAGGUCCAUCUAGUGUUAACCCUGCAGCUGUAAACAUAGCAGUUUCAGAGAAUCCAACCUCUAGUGGCUGUUUCCCUGACAGCCACUAGAGGCGCUUCCGCGAUUCUCACUGUCAAAAAAUCACAGUGAAAAGAUGCUGGACGUCCAUAGGAAAGCAUUGAGUAAUACUUUCCUAUGGACUGUUUGAAUGUGAUGCACUUUAAAUAAGUAACUAAAUUCUAAUAUACCAAAGAAAUUGUUGGUGUCUUGCUAAUAACAAUUUAUGCAACUAAAAUAAUGUAAUAUAAAAUAAUGUGAUAUAAAAUAAUGCAAUUUAGUAUAAGAACAAUGUAUCUUUACACCAACUGAUUUCUAAACACGUUUAUUGCAGUGAAUGAUUAUUGCUGUGGAGAUCUGUUAUGCACUCGGACACCAUAACAAUAUGGAGCUCCUAGAAAAGAGGGACAUUAAGAUAGAUAAGAGGAACAAAGGCAUUUGGGAUGAAAAUAGGGACUGUCCCUCCUCAAUAGGGACAGUUAGGAGGUAUGAUGCACUCACACCUCUUUUUAAUUCAAAGAUUUUUAUUACAGAUUCUCUCCAAUUUAUUUUUAGAUCUCUGUCUCUCAAAAAUCACAUUACAUGACAAGUAUGUAUCAAGUCCCGUAGGUGUUAGCUUCAUCACUUUACAUGUUCUAUUAGGUUGUUUUACUUGAAGGGUUAUUCAUGGAAGUGAGAAUUGCCAGGAAUGUAAAGUGGAUUCACAGUGAAUUCAAAGUGAUUUUCAAACUUAAGGUCAACAAUGCUAAACUGCAAGCACAGUGGACUUGGAGGCCUUUAGCAAGCUUGGUUUUUAUAAUAGCAGUAUAGUUUGCUCUACGAUCAAAGAACAAUGCAAGUAGAAGUCAUUCUCGUUUUAACAUGUUUCGUCUAUAAUCUUCUUGUGUGGUUGUUCAUUUGUGCUUGUUGGCACACACAUUUGCUUAUUCUGCAGAGUGUGCCUGGGUUGGGCUCCAUAGCUCUGUAAAUGCGGGAAUGGUGCCCUGUUCUUGAAGUGGCUGCCAAAUUUAUAUUUGCACAAACAGAAGCAAAUAUCAGAAUUUAUUUUCCAUAAUCAGAAUAUAGAGAAGUCUAAAAAAAAAAUUAAUAAUAUAUAUAUUUAUAUACUAAACAGCACUCCCCAUGAGUAAAAGGCACAAAAGGUAAUAAUCCAUCUAAAAAUGGAAAACUAAACAAAAAGUUAAAACAAAACACAAACAGGGUUAGAUCUGUCCUAAUCUAGUAACUAAUCUCAAGGUCAAACACUUGUAAUGUGGUCCUCGUUUAAUAACAUGGCGCUAGAACACCACAGGAAGAAAAUCUCAUGAGCGGUUCAGUGAUGAAGGCAUGUUUACGAUUCUGCAUAUAAUCAAAGGAUUCUAUCACAGAUCCUUUAAUUAUAAUUCCCCAAUAUUGGUAUGCAAAAAAACAGCAUGUGCCCUUGAUGAAACAGUGAUUCUAGUUGUUUAUGCUGCAGUGUAGGCAAAUCUAUCCAUAAGGACAAAAAAUAUUUAACCGAGGGUGCUGGGUUAGAGCACAGUAAAUAAUAUAAUACAACAUAUAUAUGCAAAAGUGCACUCUCCAUGGGUACAAAGUAAGGUACAAGGUGCUAGAUCCUAGUUAUCCUUUUAAAUAGUUUCCUCCUAGUUCUCUUUAGGGUUUCUCUAUUCAAUACACAAUGAUACUAUAUUGGUCUUAAAUGCACCCUGUGUUUGAUAUACUAUGGUAAAAUGUUCCUAUAUUACAGGAUUAAUGGCAAUUAUCGGCGAGAUUAAUUCUGUCCCUCCACGCUUUAUAGCAGGCCAUGGAAGGACCGCCAUGAACUCCAGCAGGCCUUGGAAGGACCGUCUGAUCCACACGUGUAGCCACUGUCAGAGUUUCUGCAUUCCACGUGGUGCUGUGUCGGUCUCCAGCCAUUUACGAUGAUCGGCUUCUUAGAUUAAAUGCAGCAUCAUAAAGUUUCUUUAGCACUGAACCACUUUGGCACUCUGGUGCCAUAUUCUUAAAUGAGGACCGCAUAACAUUUGUUUGAGCCUUGGGAUUGCUUGGCUCUCCACACACAACAGCACGUACCUAUAGGCCUGGACAGUUUAUUACUAGAUUAGGUGAGAUCUAACCCAGUUAUUGCUUUUUUAACUUUUUGUUUUCUUACCAUUAUUAUCCUUAUUUUUGGUCGUGCAUGAGAAUACAACAACAGCAAUUGCGAGAGUAUUUGAAACACAAUGAAACAGAUAGCAUGACAUGAAAAAAAAAAAUGUUAGAGAGAACACUACGUUUUUAUUUCGAGGAACCAGCACAAUAUUUUAUAUUAAGGAUGUAGUAGGUAAACUGCGCUUUCUCAAUUAAAUGAGUAGGGAAAGUAGUCAGCGGAGAGACAAAGCGGCAUAGUAUAAGAAUCUGGCUAUACUGACUAUACAAAGGGUGUGAACGAGAAGAUACGUUUGAGUACAUGCUGAUCUGAGUAGUAAGAUGUUUAAGAGUAGCACUUGUCUGACUAGGCAGAUAAUGUUAUCAGGAAUAAUGUUGACUGGACAUGUGCAGAUUAUGCACUUAAAUUAAAAACCACUGGACUAAGCUUCAGUUUUAAGUGGCUGUACCCAGCUAUGUGUAAUAGCUAACAAAUGGAUAACAGACUAACUAAUUAAACUUUCCAGGCACUUCAAACAUGACAUCAGUAUGCUAGACUUAUUCUCUGGUUCCCCUGGAUAGUUAUGAGGGUAGUAACAGUGUGUUGGGUGCCCUAUCGGAUUCAAAGGGAGGCCGUUAGGCGUAGGCUUAAGUGAUUGCAUCUGACUACCUCUCCUGAUAUCCUAGCAUAAGGCAUAUAUUUUGGCACAUCAUAUUUGCAAUAAGAGUAAGGGAAUCAGAUAGAAUGGAUAUCGGUAUGAGGGAAGAGGGCGGGUGGUGGCAGGCAGGCAGGUUGUACUUACUUGAACCUUCCAGCUGGUCCUCUUUUCUCCCAGUGUCAAGAAGUGUUAAGUGUCAGAAAAAUACUGAAACAAAUUAGUCCUUACUUUGUCUAAGUUUAUAUUUUAACUUAGUUGGAAUUUCAGUGAAAUUCCAACACAGUUAACAUAGGAGGAAGGGGGAAAGGUGGAGGGAGACAAUGACGAUUUAAAAACAUUCAAUGAUACCAUAGAGUAGCGUUUAGCAAUCAUUUUAGAACUGUUCUUAUACAUCUGAAAAAUCCAAAUGAUCCUAUCCAGGGCCUGCAGAAAGAUGUUUACUGCCCUAGGCAAAAAUGGAGUUUACUACCCCUCAGCUACCCCACAUCUCCCUUCAGUCUGUUUUUACUUCUUUUGGCCUUUCUAGUUUGUCUCUCUGCAAAUGUUUUUUCUUUCUUCCUAAAAUUCUCUUUCUAUCUGAAUCAUGCUACACGUGCCUCUUUUCUAAAACUGUUGUCUAUAUAGUAUUUUUUUCAGUUACACUAUUUUUACCUUGAAUUUGCAAUUCCUAUUGAUUUAACCUCACAUUCUCACUUUAUUGAAUAACCCUGUAAAUUUUGCAAUUCUCUUGUCACUUCUGCACAAUUUCUUCUUGGCAAAUAAACUGUACAGAAACAAGUAUCUGUGUUGAGCUAGUUCUGAUUAUAAUAGAAGAUACCCCAAGACGAUAAACAAAGAACAUGAUUUACUUUGUAUGACUGAUGGAGCUUGCUGCUGAAAUCACAACUCUUGGAUAUAAGUCUAUUAUUUGAGGUCUGCUGACAAAUACUGGUGCAGUUAUCAGCCAUGUGUAAUUUAGCGUUAGAAGUUAAUGUCCUGACUAAAUAUGGUUUUAUAAUUCUAUAAAACGAAUAAUUUGUUUUGCAGGCUGAAGAUUUGUUGGUUUCAGAGGGCCAGCUCUUUGGCCAAAAGGGAGGCUGUUGCCUUAAGAUUAUAGACAGUGAGCGAGCACUCAAGAAGACAAUUGGACCUAAGUACGGAGAAGACUUCAACUUCGUCAACCCAUCAGGAGUUUGCGUAGAUAAAAGCGGCAAUUUUUUUGUAGCCGACAGAGGAAAAAACAAUGUCACCAUGUUUAACCGGGACUCCUCAUUAUCAUCAUUAGUUGUGACGCAAGACCUAGAAGGGCCUGCAGGGAUCACUGUAACAAAUAAUGGACUGCUUGUUGUGACUGAUUGUUACCAUCAUAGUGUAAAAUUGUAUAAAUACAAACAGGAAUUGAUACUUUGAAAUUCUAAAAUGAAGAAAUUAAGUUCAAUUAGCACAGAAUAUGGAUACAUCGUAAAUUGGUUUUAAUACAGUCUAUGUAACAAAAUAUAGCCAAUCUAAUACAGAUUGCCGUAUGCUUAAAUGCCCUUCAUGUGUUUAUAUAUUUGUAAUCCAGGUCUAUUCUUUUUAUGUAUAAACACACAAAUGCUGUAGUGCCAUCUGCUGGCUGAAUGUAAAUUUUUCAAGUUGUAUUAAAG